AUGAAAAUAUUUGAAUAGAGUUUUGGUAAAUAAGAAGUGUUUCAAAAAACAGCCUAAUUCUUUAAUCCAUAAAUUGGAAAAUUGAAUGAAAACUUUUAAAAAAGAAGGAGGGAAAACUCUUUACCUCAAUAAAACCUUCAGGCUAUCAAAUAAAUACUAUCUAAGACAAAAAUACUCCAAAAAAAUGUAAUUUGUAGAAAAACUACUAUUCAUUCAAUGAAUGAUAGUAAGCUAGAGAAUUUCCAUAGUCAUCAGAGCACUAAAUAAAGUACCAAAUAAAGUACUCAAUAGAGCACACAAGAUUCCCUGGAUUUUAGCAAUAAUAUUCCUAAAAUGUAAGAUUUGAUCAUCAAACAUUCAAUCAAUCCUUAUACUGCUCUUAAAUACAAAUCUAACUUCAAUAUUAAAAAACCAAUUCUCAAUGAAUAUAGUAGUUGGGCAACACAAUAAUUGGAGAAUACCUCUGCAGUCAGCAAAAUAUCAAAUGGUUUAGAGGGGAAAAAAUAUGUAAUAAAGGUAAAAGAUCCAUUUGGAUAAUCAAAAAAACAAAUAACACAACCAACAAGAAAAUAUUCUUCGAAAUCAUUCGUAAAUCAAAAAGCACAAAUAAAAUUGGUAAAUAGAAUAUUUUCCUCGAGAUCUGAGAGCUUGUAAAAAUGA
This is a messenger RNA of Paramecium octaurelia, 660 nucleotides long. NCBI's taxonomy places the organism in Eukaryota, Ciliophora, Oligohymenophorea, Peniculida, Parameciidae. The record is from the annotation of a GenBank genome assembly.